Messenger RNA from Peniophora sp. CBMAI 1063, 1602 nucleotides. Lineage: Eukaryota; Fungi; Basidiomycota; Agaricomycetes; Russulales; Peniophoraceae. The record is from the annotation of a GenBank genome assembly.
AUGCCGUCCAACUCGGGCUCAGGCAGAAGGCUCGUAGGCCAAGCCCUACUAUAUUCAAUUUCUGUCUUCGCCUCGCUAGGCGUGUUCCUCUUCGGAUAUGACCAAGGAGUUAUGUCUGGGAUCAUCACAGGUCCUCACUUCCGUUCGUACUUCGGGGAACCCGGUCCGGUCGAGACCGGUACUAUGGUUGCCGUACUCGAGGUUGGAGCCUUCAUUACUUCACUGGCCGCGGGAAAAGUCGGUGACAUCAUGGGCCGUCGCGGCACUCUGUUCAUCGGGGCCGUCGUAUUCGCUAUCGGAGGUGCUAUUCAGACAUUCACGACCGGCUUCGUCGUCAUGAUCAUCGGCCGAGUGAUCAGCGGGUUUGGCGUUGGACUUCUCUCCACGAUCGUACCUAUAUACCAGAGCGAAGUAUCGCCUCCGAACCACCGUGGCGCUCUUGCAUGCAUGGAGUUCACCGGUAACAUCUUCGGAUACGCCUCCUCCGUCUGGCUGGACUACGCUUGUUCAUUCAUCGAUUCCGACUUGUCCUGGCGCGUACCAUUAUUUUUCCAAGUCGUCAUCGGUGCCAUCCUCGCCGCGGGAUCGUUGGUUAUGCCCGAAAGCCCCCGAUGGCUCAUUGAUGUCGACCGAGACGAUGAAGGUUUCCAGGUCCUCGUAGACUUGCACGGCGGCGACCCCGAAGAUCUCAUUGCUAAGGCUGAAUACCAGGAGAUCAAGGACAGAGUCAUGUUUGAGCGAGAGAAUGGUGAAGCGCGCAGCUACUCAAUCAUGUGGCAGAGAUACAAGCGCCGCAUUUUGCUCGCCAUGAGCUCCCAAGCAUUCGCUCAGCUGAACGGGAUCAAUGUCAUCUCAUACUACGCACCUGCCGUCUUCGAGUCGGCAGGUUGGGUAGGUCGCCAGGCCAUCCUCAUGGCUGGUAUCAACGCCAUCAUCUAUCUGCUUGCCACGGUGCCUACAUGGAUACUUGUGGACCGAUGGGGACGACGCACUAUCCUCUUGUCUGGUGCAGUCAUUAUGGGUAUAUCUCUGACUGCAACCGGCUGGUUCAUGUACAUCGACAUUCCUCAAACACCAAACGCCGUUGUCAUCUGCGUCAUCAUCUACAACGCGUUCUUUGGAUAUAGCUGGGGGCCUAUUCCGUGGCUUUACCCUCCCGAGAUUCUGCCCCUCACCGUCCGCGCCAAGGGAGUGUCACUGUCUACCGCCACCAACUGGGCUUUCAACUUCCUUGUCGGUGAGGGUACGCCGUUGCUACAGGAUGUCAUCGGGUGGCGCCUGUAUCCCAUGCACGGCUUCUUUUGUGCCUGCAGUUUCGUUCUCGUUUACUUCCUCUACCCAGAGACGAGAGGCGUUCCUUUGGAGGAGAUGGAUGCUGUAUUCGGCGAAGACGAGCGCGAAGAGCGCGAAGAGAAUGAGGAAGAAGAUGAGCGUGCGUCGCUCAUGUCUGGCAGUCGCUCAGGCUCGGUGAGCUCUCGCUCGUCGCAUGCCUCGCGCAAGUCAUUGCAAGCCGGCGCUGCUAGCCAGGGCUGGGUCAGUCGACUGAUGGGGCGGACCCAAAACCGUGCCAACUACCAGCCUAUUGCAGACGGCGAGGAAUAG